CGUCUGCUUGCAGGCGUGUAGUCUCCUUCCCGCCCUCCGCUUAUCACUUCGUUUGCGCCAUGUCUGAAGAUGUUCUCCUCGAUUUCGGCGGAAUGCAUUCACCACACUCGACUUCCAGUGACGACUCUGAUGCAGUCAACACAGAGUCGGCGAGAGUGUAUUUCGGACCGCUUCAGUCUCCGGAGAGGAAAUACGCUGGUCUGCAGUUCGACACACCCGUGAAAAGGUUGGUUGACCCUUCGUCUGCUCCUGACACGACCCCCGAGCGCCUUGAGGAAGAAAUACAACCUGCCAUGGAAUCUGGAGAGAGCGAGCCUUUACCCACGAACGAUGAUCCAUUACCAGACGAGCCAUCUAUUGCUCUGGUCAGCAAGAUCUUGCAAGCCCAUAGCAAUCCGUCUCCUCCGCCUUCCCUUCCUCCAGUGCAAGCAGAGCUCGAUCUUUUGGUGGAUGUGUUUGACUCACCCGCCAACGGUGCCACCAUGCUUUUGAGUCACAGUCCCCCUCACAUCGAAGAGCAAAUGAAUCCAUACGCAGAUAUCUCACAGCCGGAUCUGAUUGUCUUUGAUACGUCAUUCUCUGCGGUCUCUGCCCUCCCGCGCCAGAAUCAGCCGUCCUUGCCUGUGCAUUCCACAUCACCUUCUACUCGUGAUCUAGCGCCUCACGCGACGAAUGUCGACGACUUGCUUUCAAUUUCCCCUCAGCCCGUGCAAACUGUGCCGCUCCGAGACGUCGAGCCAGAUGAUGCUGCUCCCUCUGCCGCUGGCGAAAGCAGAUCUUCUGUAGGGGAGGAAGUUCAGAUGGCGGACAUCAUCGAUUUUAACGUUGUUUCGAUCUCCCCCGAGCCUUUGCAGAAUCCCCCAAUCCCAGAGCCAGAUGUUGAGCCAGUUGUCGCGUCCGUACCUUCCAUGGAGGAGGAAGCCCAAGUUGCAGAUGCCAUCAAAGGUGGCAGUGUCGAACUGGAAAAGCCAGGACCUAUCCUGGAACAACCCGCUGAGCCGCAACCUGAGCCACGGACACCUGUGCGACGUUCCACCCGCCCUCAACAGAGCAUCACCCCUGACAAGGCUUCGCUGCUCACCAGCGAUAGAGUGGCUGGCAUGGAUCAAGCAGGGCCCUUCAAUACUCCGUUAUUGCUAACGACGCCUGUGGCUCUACGCAUCAAGAAAAAGAAUCAAACUGGGGAUGCUUUGCCAGGUGUCGACGUAAACGUCGUCAAAGCUUCUGAGGAGCAAGCACCCACCGUCCUAUCGUCUCCCGAGAGAAAUACGAGGGCAGUGCAGCUUUCGAAGGCACAUCACGAGCUAGGCUCUUCGUCGCGUGCCCCAGCUGGGUUGCUCGAUCAGCUGUUGCCUACCGCGUUGCAAGCUAGAGACCAGCGCGCGGACCACACUGUGAUAGAGGACCAAGCAUUAAUGUCAGAACUCACUCGGCCAACAUCCAUGCCUCCCAAUCCGCGGACUCCACCACGAGCUUCUGCUCUCGACAUUCACCAUCCACCCAGCGCGCCGCCAUCGACGCCACCAAGGCCUGCCGAUCUAAAUCGCACGCCUGCGCGUCGCGUUCCCAUCUCACAGGCAGUUGCUCAAGGCACGUUCUCUCCUCGAAAGCGACCAUUAAGGUUCAGCAAGUCAAGCGAUUUCGACGUCGAUGUCAGUGCAAGUGGUGGCGCGACGAGCACGCCUGUAUUUAGAAGACCCGAUCUUAAUGAUCCCAACCGCAGUCCCGCUAAGCGUGUUCCUGUACUAAGGGCACGGCCACAACACGAACAGCCCGUGGGGAGGCGAGAACUCCCUCAUGUUUCUCAGAACAAGGGUAAGGCUCCUUUUCGCCCCGCCUCUCCUCUUGGAGCAUCUUUCAAAGAUCGAGCACGUAGUUGUUCUGUUGAGCCUCGCCCAUCGGCCACUGUGCGUGUCAGAAGUGGGUCUGCUGAACCCCUCAGACCUCAAACGCUUGCUGCAUUGGCACGCAGAGACGGUCUUGUUGCAACGUCCUCUGUCUUGGUGCCUGAUAACGGUCAGACAGGUAGCAGUUCUCAGGAAAGGAAGGCUCGUGCAGUAUUGCCGUUCCCUGUCGUCGCUUCUUCUGGCCGUAUACCGCCUACCGUACCAGAAGAAGACGAGGACCCCGAUCUACAGCCACAGAAACCUCAAGCUAAUCUAAGACAGCCGUCGGCGGGAGCAGGCAGCAAAAUUCCUAGGCCAGGUGUCAAGCCUUACGCAAGGCCUAAACUGACGCCACCAGGCAUCCAAACAAAGCCGAGGAUUACCCCCAGACGUGCAACUGGAGCAAGCACAGCUAAGACAGCUUCAUCAAUGGGCCCGCAUGCUUUACACUCUCAACGUGUUGUUCAAGUUGGAAGCUCAAGUAGCUCUGAGGAAGACAACCCAAGGACGGCGCCUCGGACACCAGAGCGCCCGGCUUCUCGCUCUCUCACAAAUGCUGCCUCUAUGGAGAACCCAGUCCUUAAUUCUUUGAAGAGAAAGCGUGACGGCCCAUCUGUCGCAUCUCCGCCCGGAGCACAGCCUAUCGUACUUAUAGACAAGGUCGUCCCACGCAUGCUCUCUCAGAGUCGCAAAGCCGGAACAAAUUCAACGUUGGGCGCCUCGAAGCAAGCACAUCACAAACAAACCGGCAUUCAGAAGCCACAGGCUCCUAUCAUGAUGCGCAAGGUGCCAGAUUGGAAGCGACCUGUUGCAACGAAGAGUCCGGCGAACGACGGAAACUCGAAACCAUCAGAGAAUCAUUCUCCGACCGAGUCCAUUGCCGAUGAGCAUUCCUCCGCACGUCCUGCCCGUGUUGGUAUGUUACAUGGCCCUUCUGAUGAAGUAUCUCGAUCUGGCGCGUUGUUGCAUGGAAACGCGACACACUCUCCGCCGUCUGCCAUCGACGAGGACAUCAGUCCCUCUGAUAGACGCCGCUCAUCGCGUUCGCGCCGUACAUCCGCUGACGCGAAAUCUGAUGUGGCCGCACCAGGAACUGCGGCCGUACGUUCGAGAGCGCCCCGCCGCAAGCCUACAAUACCUGCCGAACCUGCCGCUUUUGUAGGUAUGAGUGCUUUGGCGCUGAAGACUCUCACCGGCUUGAAUACCAAGAAGAAUGAACAGCACGUCGCGAUCAUACAGACAGAGGUCGUUCGCAAAGAGGGCAAGAGGCCAGAGAGUCCGACCACGAAAGUGCGUACGACUCUCGAACGGCAGAAGCAACUCAAGGCUCAAGAGAGGCGAGAGCGCGCGCAGCGCAGAGCUUUGCGACUGUCGGGAGACGGUGGCAGCGCUGAAACAGUACCCCACGAAGAAUCCGAUAUUAACGGCUCAAGUGCGAUUGAUGUAGACGAAGACGACAUUCCCUCUAAACAUCGUCGCGGUCCUGGGGAUGAAGAAGAUUAUGUCACGCCGCCGCGAGCCGAGCAUCAGUCGAAGCGGCAGAAGCUGGAGGAUGUUAUUGAACCGAAAGAGGAUAAGAGGGUGAAGUGGGACAGAGGACUUGCAAAGACUGUUUAUCUGGACGAUAGUCCUCUCAAGCCGAGGAAGCCGAAGGUUGACGUGACCAGGCGGGGAUGUCUGGCUCAGACUGCCAAGACGAUGCGACUAGAUAUACUCGGUAACGUGCUAGAUGCUGAUACGCCUUUGCCGACUCUUGUCCGUGAGGAAAUUAUCAUCAAGAAAUUCGUUUAUGAUGAUGACGAAGAGGCUGAGCUACUUGAAACUGACAACGCCGCCUCAUCUUCGACGUCCACAGCGAAACCUUCCAAGACCAGAAGCAAGAAGUCCAAAAGCUGAUGUUCAUAUAUGUAGAAUGAACAUGCACAAUACCGUGGCAUGUCUGUGAUGUUGUUAGGGAAACUAUCCCUCGCAUCCUCUCCUUUGUCUGAAGCUAGUGUGUACCUUAUUAGCUGUAUCUCACCAAUCUGUCGCAGACUCGGCUGUCAUUGUUGGAACGCGUCGUAAUAUACCAUUUACAAUGAUAUCAUGGUUUUCGCUACAGAAACACCUCAUGACCACUUCACAGUCUUC
This is a messenger RNA of Laetiporus sulphureus 93-53, 4016 nucleotides long. RefSeq lists its product as uncharacterized. The record is from RefSeq and is a predicted model, not a curated record. NCBI's taxonomy places the organism in Eukaryota, Fungi, Basidiomycota, Agaricomycetes, Polyporales, Laetiporaceae. The transcript is spliced from 4 exons. Bases 60 to 3782 code for a protein of 1240 amino acids.